AUGUCCACCGGCUCGGGGAGCGACGCCGAGGAGAUGGAGCUGCGGGAGCUGCAGCGCGGGUACCCGGUCCCCGUCUCCAAGAGGCCGCCCCUCCGCGGCGCCGAGCGCAGCUACAUCUCGCCCAGUGACAACUCGUCCGCGGAGGAGGAAGACCCCGACGUCGAGGAGGAGCGCUGUGCGCUGGGCGCGGCCGGCGGCGCCGGAGGCUGCAAGAGGAAGCGGCCCGGGGUGGCGGGGGGCGGCGGUGGCAAGAAGCCCCUCCCGCCCAAGGGCUCGGCGGCCGAGUGCAAGCAGUCGCAGAGGAACGCGGCCAACGCCCGCGAGCGCGCCCGGAUGCGCGUGCUGAGCAAAGCCUUCUCCAGGCUCAAGACCAGUCUGCCCUGGGUGCCCCCCGACACCAAGCUUUCCAAGCUGGACACGCUCCGGCUGGCUUCCAGUUACAUCGCGCACCUGCGGCAGCUGCUGCAGGAGGACCGCUACGAGAACGGCUACGUGCACCCGGUGAACCUGACAUGGCCAUUUGUGGUCUCGGGACGACCCGACUCCGACACCAAAGAAGUUUCCGCAGCCAACAGAUUAUGUGGAACCACCGCUUAGAUCGAACUCGAACUCACUUGAAGGAAUUAUUGGUUAAGCGAGUGUGUUUGGGGGUCAGGGAGAGAAGGGAGAGAGCGUGAGAACCCCCGAGAAUGGGAGGACAGUUCCAUUGGAUUCUCCUAGACUCCCACCCCGGGACUGUGAACUCGACAGGUGGCGGGCGUGGGGUGCAGAGCCCCAGGGUUCCGCGGCGCGGCCGUCAUCGCAGGAUGCGGUCGGCUAGGCUGCCGCGGGUUUGGGCGACGACACUUUACACGCGGACCCCGCUCCAACC
Mesoplodon densirostris (Blainville's beaked whale) is the source of this 871-nucleotide messenger RNA. It is a transcript of the gene MSC, whose product is annotated as musculin. Gene Ontology annotation, biological process: regulation of transcription by RNA polymerase II; skeletal muscle tissue development. NCBI's taxonomy places the organism in Eukaryota, Metazoa, Chordata, Mammalia, Artiodactyla, Ziphiidae. The transcript has 2 exons. The coding region runs from base 1 to 597 and encodes 198 amino acids. Gene Ontology annotation, molecular function: DNA-binding transcription factor activity, RNA polymerase II-specific; RNA polymerase II transcription regulatory region sequence-specific DNA binding; protein dimerization activity. The record is from RefSeq and is a predicted model, not a curated record.